UACUCUGGUUUUUCUGUUCUUGGCAAAUUCGGACAUAAGGCCAGUUCUGGAGUGUAUUUUGCUGCUUCGCUGUUUAAUCGCUUGUGGUGGAUUUCAAGAUUAUCUGGGGACGAUUGGCUGUUUCGCCAUUGUAGAAGAAAUGUGGCCUUGAUCAUAUUAACAGUGAAACGUCCUUUUCCUCUCUCGAAAGCAAUCUUUUUUAUGGAUUGAUGAAGGAUGAGUUAAAGAAAUCCUUGUUGUCCUAACUGCUCAACAGUGCUUCCAUGGAUAGCAAAAGCUUAGCUGAGUUGAGCCUUCCCUGGAUCUGGAUUAUUGAGUAUUUGGCAAAAUUCGAGCAAGUUAAACCAUCCCUUUUACAUGUUAUCAUUAAAGCGGCUCCAGAAAUGCCUGCUCACUUGAGAGAGAAUAUGGAGGAAGUUGUUUCUUUGAGAUGCUUGGAGGAGCUAUGUGGCACUCGAAAUGGAAGCAUGAACAGUACCUCGUCCUCAUUCGAAUCAAAGGCAAAAAUUAAUGCAUCAUAUAGCUGCAAAAGUGUCCUACAGUAUAUGCUCCAUAAUGGCUCUGCAUCUGAUCUUGGAGUGACUGCAAAUGAGGUGCUGAAAUGGGACCUUCACUCAUUUUUAAUGCACAAGAGAGCCUCUGUGCCAAAAACUGCUCUAGAGGAGCUAAAAGAUACAAUACUUGGAGGUACUCAUCCGCAUGCUGAUUCUUUAAAGGAAUUGAGUCGAUUGGCACCCGUUAGUCAUUUAAAUGGGAGUGUCAUUCAUGAUGGUGGACAUACUGGACUUUCAUGUGUGCCUGACAUGGGAGAUGGAAAUGCUGCUGAUACCGUUGAUGAACCAAACUUGGUUUCUCGACCCACAAAUCACGUGGAGCUUUUGGAAGGAGAUGACGAUAUUAGGAUAUGUCUUCCCACAAAGAGGAACCAUACUGAUGUUCAUGCUGAAAAUAUUGAAAGGAAUUGUGAUGAGAAUCAACAUGAUGAUGCUCAUUCAGAUGCUAAAAGGGCUAAACAGCAAGAUUCUGAUGAAAGAAAGGACAGAGAAGAAUCGCCAGUUGUUCUAACUGGAAGAUUAAGUUCCGAGAGAAUUGAUGGAUGUUCUGAAAGAGAGAUGGCUAACCUGGUUGAGGAUCAUAUGGGGGCUGUGGAUGAAGACCAGUUGUCAGUGGGAGAUGGGAGGCAUUAUGUUCAGCCAAGGACUUGUUCUGAUGCAAUGGAGCAGGGGUUUUCUGUUGAUGAUUCCACACGCAUCCAUGACGCCAUAGAGAAAGCAAAGAACAGUGAAUCAGCUCGGGCAUCGCAGUGGGGGCAGGCUUUUACCAGUAAUGUGGAAGAUUACGUGGUCCAUGCUGAUGGGGAGGAAACGUCUAGUGAUAGUGAUGAAUAUAGAAAAGAGGAGAAGGAUGUUAUGAUGAAAAAGCAUGAAUUCUUAUACUCUCAGUCUCAGUGCCCAUCAGCUCGCAAUGCGUUUGCAACAGUUGAUUGGAGCGAGCAAAAUGUUUGUAUGAAGUGUAAUGAAGGUGGUCAAUUGUUAGUUUGUAACACCAGCAGUUGCCCUUUGAUGGUUCAUGAGAACUGUGUGGGCUUAUCAGCUAUGUUUGACGACAAUGGUAUGUUUUACUGUCCAUUUUGUGCGUAUUCUAUUGCCAUUUCUGACUAUCAUGAUGCCAAGAAAGAGGCCUCUUUGACAAGAAAAAACUUAUCUGCUUUUAUUCAUGCUGGAUUCAAGCACCAGCAAGAGAAUUUGGAUCAGAUGGAACAGAGUCUGUUAGGAAAUGGAGAUAGUGAGACUGAUAGAGUAAAUGGACAUAAUGAAAUGGAUGUGAAUGGCCAUCAGUUUCAGCGGAACGAAAGUGAUGGAGAACAAGAUGAUCCUUCUCAACGAUGUAAUGGUGGUGACGCUAAUUUACCAAGUAGAGAAGAAGAAGAAAUGGUUCGUGGUGGAGUUUCUACUGAUGCAGCGGAAUUCUUGGAAGGGAAGUGGAACAGGGAAAACAAAUCCAACACGGUUGAGAGGACUCCAACUAUCGAAAAGCAGAUGGAACAGAACAUGGUGCAAGAACGGCCAUCGGGGCAAGUUCUCGAAAGAGAACAGGACCAAGUAUUGGAAAACAACCUGUUCGUUAAUGGGACUGUUGCUUAUAAGAACACUUUUAUUGUCCCUGUAAAUCAGAGAGAUGAAGUCGGAGAUGAGGAAGAUGUUCUUCAUAAGGAUGCCACUGAUACGCCAGAUGGAGGUGCUUGUGCUAAUAUUACUGCAGAGGAAACUUCCGGAGAUGAAGAUAAUGAAACAUCCAUAUCCAAUUACAGAAUCAGUUUCCGAGGGCAAAGAAAUCAGGAGGAAGCCUCUGCAAAUCCUCUCUUUAUGCAAAAUGAAGUGCCCUUGAUGGUGGAGAAGGAACAGACUCCAGAGCCUACUUCACAGCCAGAAUCAAAUUCAGAGUCUCUGCCUUCUGGACAGCUCGGACCCUCUUCGCUGCCGUUACCAUCUAAACACAUCUCAAGAUUCUCAUUGAGGGGAAGGAGGUGUUUGAAGACUUAUGCAAGUUCUGUGGUCCCUAGAAGAAGUGCAAGGAUCAGAUCAUUUGCUCGGCCAAGUCAAGAAAGGACCGAGGAUGAUGCAGGUCUAGUUAUAGAAAUAGAUUGACUAACGUGUGUCCAACAAUAGAAAUGGAUAGAUCAAUGUCAUGAGUAGCCGUCGGGGUUCAUGUCUUUUAGGAGCUGAAAUCCUUUUUUGCUGCACAUAGCAGCAUUUAGUUAUAGUUCAUGGAUCUAUUUUGCAAAUGGCCAUCACUUUAUUUGCUGGAUCCUUUUUGUACUUAGCGGCGCUUAAGAUUUUUUGCAGCUGGAUUUAUGAGCCGUUGUGUUAGAGUGAUGUCUAUAGUCAGGACCAUGUGAUUUGGAAUUUAGAGGGCAUUGUCUGCUCCAUAUAAUCCUCCUGAAAUUCUUGUGGUACUUACUAACUUGGUAUGCAUCUCCAAUUUAGAGUUGUUGUUCCCUUA
Rhodamnia argentea is the source of this 3003-nucleotide messenger RNA. RefSeq lists its product as uncharacterized. The record is from RefSeq and is a predicted model, not a curated record. The transcript has 7 exons. Bases 264 to 2648 code for a protein of 794 amino acids. NCBI's taxonomy places the organism in Eukaryota, Viridiplantae, Streptophyta, Magnoliopsida, Myrtales, Myrtaceae.